Molecule: messenger RNA, 3837 nt
Organism: [Torrubiella] hemipterigena
Lineage: Eukaryota; Fungi; Ascomycota; Sordariomycetes; Hypocreales; Clavicipitaceae
Source: the annotation of a GenBank genome assembly
CAAGACUUUGGUGACGCAUCUAGCGCAAGGCUCUCUUAUUCAUCGCCCCGUCGCAUCCUGAUACACGCUCCGUAGGGCGUCGCGGGUUCCUUGAGACGGCGGCAGUCCGAGCUCAUAGGGCAGCCUUACAUUCUUUUCUGCUUACUAUUGGACGAAUUCAGCUUGCACCAGCGUUCCCGUCUCGCCAUCAUCUGGUGUCUCGUCGAUCGGUGUUGGCUAUUUUGGGCCAGCCCAGACCACGUCGCCUGCUACAUCGCCUCCAGGAGAGUAUCAUCACGAAACUGACCCCUUCCACGUCGUUUAGUACAGCCUUACUCACCUGUCUUGAGCCCCUUCACCAAGUCGUCCUCACGAAUAUAAAAAAUGGAUAAUCCACUGCUUCUACAGACCAUUUCAACAGCAUCUCUCCAGCCUUUCCUUUACAAACCAACCACUUCCACCACAAAUCCCAUCUAUCAAUUACUCAACAGUCCUUACCAUACAAACGCUACCAUGAAGACCGCCGUUCCCACCCUUUUGCUUGCCACCCUCGUCUCCAGCGCCCUCGCCGCGCCUGUUACCGACCAGACUCUCGACGUCUCCGCCAACGCUGGCGCUGUUGCCCCCGAGGUACAGGCCCUUUUCAACGCUGAAGAGGACGACUUUGAUCUCGAUGAGCUGCAAAAGCGUGGCAUCUUUGACGAUAUCGCGAAGCAGGCCAAAGGCACUAAAGAUCUGAUCAGCGCCGUCAGCGCCGCCGACGAGAUCUUCAAUGGCAUUAAGAAGGUCUUUGACGACUUUAAGAAGAAGCACCAGCCCAAGGGCUUUCCCGAUCUUGGUCCCGCUAUUGGCGCUGUAGUACCUUCUACUCCUCCUCCUGCAGACCAGCAGCCUCCCGCUGGAGAGGUCAAGGCGCGUGGCUUCAUCGACGAUGUCAAGAACGGCGACGCCAAAGGUGCUUUGAACGACUUGAAGGGUAUUGUCAGUGGCGCCAAGGGCACUUUCAACGAGGUGAAGGGCGCUUUCAACGACGUCAAGGACGGUGUCGCCCACGAUGACCUCCUAGGUGGCCUCAAGAAGGCCUUUGAUGACUUCAAGAAGUCUCAGGGCAACAAGAAGAACCAGAAGCCCGCUGAUGGCCAGACUGGUGCUCCUCCUGCACAGGGCGAGCCUGCAGUUGAUGUUCCUCCUGUAGAGGCUUAAACGUUACGAAAAUUAUGAAUCUGGAUUAUUAGAUGGCGUUAUAGGACGGAUGGGAAAAGAACUCUAUAAGUUAGAUGCUAAUGCAGCUGGACCUCUUAGCAAAUAAUAGAAUGCAUUGAUUUACUCUUCACAUUAUCACACAAAGGUCAACAAAUGUAAUGUACAUGUAGAUUUCGUCUAUCAGACAAGGUUCGACUAUUGUAUACAGGUACUUUGGCAUCCAAUAAAUAGAAGAAGAAGUUUGAAAAAAGUGUUAAGAAAAGGAGGGGGCUAGCUUGCCCAAAGAAUAUUUCCACCGCCUGCAAAGAAAAAGAAAAGUAUACGUGACAGCCGAUCCAUGAAAAUAGCACUUGAAAGUUUUAUCAACGCUCCAUUUACAGGACGAAGACCUGAGCGGCAACCAUGGCGAUCAAGCCAGCGAAGCCAACCGCAACGGUAGAAGCACCGGCGGUGACGGGAGUGUUACCACCGCUGCCGGGAGUGACACCGCCAGUAGGGACGGCGACACCAGUGGGAACGGCAACGCCGGGGCACUCGGGGCCGGUGCAGCCCUCAGAGGGAGGGUUGCUGCCAGGGUUGCUGCCAGGGCAGUUGGCGCCAGUGCAGCCCUCAGAAGGAGGCUGCUGCUGGCCGGGGCAGUUGGGGCCGGGGCACUGGGCACCAGGAGUCUGCGAAGCAACAGGGCGAGUCUGGGUCUCGAUCUGGCUGGGGCCAGGGACGGAGACGGUAGUCUUGGCACCAGGCUGGGUAGCAGGGCAGACGGUGGUGUACAGAGGGAUGGUCUCGGUGGUGACGUGGCCAACAGGGCAGUUGGUCACGGUGGGCUUGCAGCUGGUGAUGGUGUAAGUGGUCGUGGUGUGGACGACGCUGGUGAUCAUCUCGACCGAGCUGGAAGGCUUGGGAGUAGGCUUGACCUCAGAGACGGGGCAGACAGUGGUGUAAAUAGGAAUAGUCUCAGUGGUAACGUGGCCGACAGGGCAGUUGGUAACUGUAGGCUUGCAGCUGGUGAUGGUGUAUGUCGUGGUUGUGUGGACGACGCUGGUGGUCAUCUCAACAGAGCUGCUGGAGACACCAGUGGGCUUGCUGCUGCCAGAGACGGCAGUGCUGGAAACACCAGUAGGCUUGCUGCUGCCAGAGGCGGCGGAGCUGGAAACAUCAGUAGGCUUGCCAGAGUUGGAAGCUUGGCUGGACUGAGUAGCAGACUCGACGGCAGAAGUGCUCUGAGCGGCAGAAGAAGACUGAACAGCGGAAGAAGACUCGACAGCAGAGCUGGACUGAACGGCGGAAGAAGACUCAACGGCAGAGGAGCUCUGAACGGCGGAAGAGGAGCUAACAACAGCAGAGGUGGAGCUAACAACAGCAGAAGAAGAGCUCUGGACAGCAGAGGUAGAAACGCUGGUGGAGCUGGCGACGCUGCUGCUGCUGACAGUGGUGGAAGAGACAAUGGCGCUGCUGCUGCUGGUAGGGGUGACGGGAUCGCCAGGGCAGCGCUGAAGAAUCUCAGAGACUCUCUGGUGGAAGGUCAUGUCAUCGCUGGAAACACCCUUGUAACGCUUGCCCUGAAGAGUAGAGCGGCCAAGCUCCCACAGAGAGAGACCACCAAAGUUCGCGUUAUCGCGGUACUUGCAGGCGAGCUCCUGGAUUCUGUCAAAGUCAUCAUUGAAGUACACGGGAUCAUAGGUAGAGGUGGAACUGGCAGGGAGGCCAAUGAAGAUCUUGGCGUCCUUGUUGUGGUCAGACUCGUGGAGAAUCUUAACCCAGUCGUCGAAGUUGAUCUCUCCAGUGUUGAGAGAGCAAGCAGGGUUGUUGUAGAACUGGACAAAGAGGGCAUCGAGGCUAGCCUCCUUGAUGGUCUUGCGAAAGUUGUGGAAAUCCGUUCUAGUAAAGGUAGGGCAUUCGGGGGCAGCAGAAAGGUGAAGCUUGUCACCACCAAGCUUGCGGAGGCGGCGGAGCAUGGCGGUCCAAGCAUCGUCGUUGUAGUCGGAACGGGACUCGACAUCAAAGUGGAAACCGUCGACAGCAAAGUGGACGUUGUUGUUAGUAUCCCAGGGACGAGGGAGGUCCUUUGCCUCCCAGGCCGGAUCGUAAGGGCCAAAAGCACCCCAGAGGAAGUCGGCGAAGAAUUCACCGUUUUCAACAGUAGAAACAUCGUAGGUGUUAGAGUCGCCACCAAUGGCAAGGAGAACCUUGACACCACGCUGCUGGCAGUAGGACAGAUCCUCCUCGAAGUUGCAUGCAGUCCAGAGCUGAGACUCUUGACCGUUGGGGAGGUUAAUACGGUAACCGUAGGGGCAGUGGCCGGCGAAGUUGGUUCCGGGCCAACCGCCACCGUGCUCAGGAGAAACGUUGACGAAAGAGACGGUGACGAAGUCGAUACCAGUGUCACACUGUCUCUUCAGGUCGUAGAGAUCGUCAGAUCCAUACUGGCCCCAGUAGCCGUUGAGCAGCAUAGCGUUGUGGCCAGGCACAGCGGUGUGAGUGGGCAGGGCAGGGCCCGGGACGGUGGUAAUGGAAUACAUCUUGCCGGUGUAAAUGAAGGUGGUUGUUUUGUAAGUAAAAAGACUGUAAGUAGGCCGAGGCCAAGUAGCGAGUGUGAAGACGAAAGUGUCAAAGAAAGGACGCAGACAAAAGCUAUCUGCAACAAAAGAGGCCUGG